Molecule: messenger RNA, 1597 nt
Organism: Oncorhynchus masou masou (cherry salmon)
Lineage: Eukaryota; Metazoa; Chordata; Actinopteri; Salmoniformes; Salmonidae
Gene: tiprl
Product: TIP41, TOR signaling pathway regulator-like (S. cerevisiae)
Exons: 8
Coding region: 87-914 (275 amino acids)
Biological process (GO): TOR signaling
Cellular component (GO): cytosol
Source: RefSeq, a predicted model, not a curated record
UAAUAGUGGAAUGAAAAGUACAUCGGAAGCUUUUUGUGAAGCUCUCUCUUUCACGGACGUUAGUUGACAAUCAAAAUCCAGGAUUGAUGUUGGCCAAUUUGUCAGCCAUGAUGACCCAUGGGUUUAAGAGCAGUAAGCAAGACUUCAUAUUCGGACCAUGGAAAGUGACUGCAGCAAAAACCCACAUUAUGAAGUCUAAGGACAUUGAACGGUUAGGGGAGGAGAUGCACAUGCCCUCACUCCCAGAGAUGCUGUUUGGGGACAACGUUCUACGCAUUCAGCACACAGACGGCUAUGGCAUUGAGUUUAAUGCCAUCGAUGCCCUCAAGAGGGUCAACAACAUGCAGGACUCUGUGAAAGUGGCCUGUGCACAGGAAUGGCAAGAGAGCAGGGCCGAUUCUGAACACUCCAAAGAGGCUGUGAAACACUACGACUGGACAUAUACCACAGACUACAGAGGCACUUUGUUAGGAGAGGACCAGCAGAUGAGGGCGACAGAAACGUUGGAGCGCAUCGACAUGGAGAAGCUGAAGGCGCGAGAACAGAUCAUGUUCUUCGAUGACGUGCUGCUUUUUGAGGACGAGCUUCACGACCACGGCGUGUCCAUGAUCAGCGUCAAAAUAAGAGUGAUGCCCACCAGUUUCUUCCUGCUUCUGCGGUUCUUCCUGCGGGUGGAUGGAGUUUUGAUCCGGAUAAAUGACACACGGCUCUAUCACGAGACUGGAAAGAAUUACAUGAUCAGAGAGUUUAGCACUCGGGAAAGCAAAAUUUCAGAAUUGAAGAACGUCCCUGCUGCUCUGUAUACUGACCCCAACGAGAUCGCCCAGCACUUAACUUUGAAGUUGACCGAGUGCGAGAAGUUGGAGCUCCCUGAGACAGGCCCCCAUCCAGGGGACACAGAGGUCCCCCAGUGAUGGAGAGCAGGCUGGGUCCUGUGAUUGGACAUCAAAUUCUCUCCUGCCUGGACUUAAGAUGAGCGUCUGCCAACCAAGGCAGAGUUCAUCCUCCCUCCGCUCUUCAAAGAAAUACUUUUUUUUUUUUUUUUACCAAAACACUGCACCUGCCUCCCUCCAUACACAGGAAAAACAACAGUUAAUGGAACUUCAUUUUGGCAUUUUCAAGUGGCCUCUUAUUUUUAGUGUUAUUUCACAUUUCCUCAACGUAAAUAUUUUGGUUGGAAAAUUGUGAUAAUUGCGUCUUUUCUAUUAGAACUCCACAUAAUGGGUUUGUUGAAUUCCACAUAAAGUAGUCUGAUAUUUGAAUGUUGUGCUAUCAUAGAGAUCCAUUCCUCAUGUUAUCAAAAUGUUGAAAGAGCCAAUAUGUAAAUAAAUUAACUUUUUGUAUGUGUUUAAUCUUUUACUGGACAUUGGAUCUUGAUUAGAGGAGAGCUCACUGCUGAAGUCGAGGAGCCCUUCUGUUGUGCAUCUCACUUUAAUGACAUCUCCCUACCUUUCCCCCUUUUCAAACUAAGAUUUUGAUCUAGCUCGCUGUUGUAAUAGAACGGUCUCCUUACAGAACCUGCUCAGCUCUGCUUGUUUUAUUGUAUUCAAUAUAAAUGUCAACUAAUAAAAGUAUUUAGCCUUAACAUGCAAACAUU